AUAGUCCAGCACCAUAUCGUCUUAUAACACUAUGUCCUCCAAAAGCAUUAGUAUCACUUGGUAUGCUUCAUGUGUAUUAAAUGAUAUCUCUUAUGCUAGCUUUCAUUUUUCUUUUUGUUUUGUUUUGCUUUUAGCAUGAAUUCUUUCGUUCAUUGUUCUGCAAACAUGAAAUAAAAAGAUUUUAGAUCCAUAGAGAAAAAUAAUAAUUCUAUAGGAAGAUAAAGAAUAAUCAAAAGUUGUUUGUAUUUGAAAAAUUUGUUUUUAUUGAUAAUAAUGUGCAAAACCAUCACGAGUUAUUUUUUUUUCUAUUAAAAAAUCCAAAUAAAAUUAAAUAAAACAUAUAAAUUGAAAAGACAAAAUCUUGAGAAUCUUUGUGUUAAUUAGAAGUGUUUAUUAAGUCAUUCAGUAAUUAGUUUUUUGUUAUCAAAAUAAUAUAAGACUGAAGUUUACUUCCUAAAUGUUUAAUACUUAAGGGAUCAAUAUUUGAUGAAAAUGAUGAAUUAUUUAGAGGGUAAUAAUGAAUUCAGUAAUCUAUUAAUACAAAAGAAAAAAUAAAUCGUGGUUUUUUGCUGACAAAUAAAAAUUAAAAACACAAACAAGUAUUCAAAUGAAAGAUGUCAUAUGGCAAAAUUAGAAUAAAUUUCAACAUAGAAUAAUAAAGAAAAAUAUUUUUUUUUGUUUUGCGUAUAAAAGUCUUUUAAAUAAAAUCCAUUAUAUUUAACGAAUCUGAAAUUGAUGCACCACUUUUUCCAAAUCCUGCUCAACACUUUUUUGGUCAGAUUGAAUCUUAACAUGUUUACUAAGCAGUUGCGGAUUGGAAAAAUUUUUUAAUUCAUAUCAGAAAUUUUACAAAAAAAAGGAAAACAAAAUACGAUUCCAUUAAAUUAUUAAGUAUUAAAGAGAUUAAUUUCUAAACUUUUGGUUCAAAAUAUUCUCUUGAGUAGGUUAAAGGUAGUAUAUAUGAUUUUUUGUAGCUGAUGAAUUUUGCUUUACAAGCUAUGCUCUUUAUUUUCAUAUAUUGUUGGAGUAAAUUUGUUUUUUAAACUUAUAUUUCAUCUUUAAAAGGUCAAUGUGUUCAUUGGUUGGCUGAUGGUACAUUUCGAAGUGCACCACAGAAAUUUCUUCAAUCAUAUUCAAUUCAUGGUCGUACAGAUUGGGGUAUUCAUUCAUUUGUUCAUGUUGCAAUGUGUGAUAAAAAACAAGAACAAUAUGAACUACUUUUUCGAGGUUUAAUUGAUUUUGCUAAUCAAAAUGGUAUUAAAUUACAAUCUAUAAGUAUCAUGUUGGAUUUCGAACAAGCUGCAUCAAAUGCAUUUCUCUCGGUGUUCAAACAAAGUUCAGUUCUAGUUGUCAUUUUCAUUAUUGUCGAUCAGUAUGGUGUAAAAUUCAAAAACUUGGUAUAAGAUUUAUUUUAAUUUUAAAAAUUCCCUUUAUUUGAGUUUUAACAUCCCUUAUAUAUUCCCUUGUCCUUAGGUCUAGUUAAAUCUUUUCAAGAAAAAAAACCAAACGAGAAUUAGCAAAUUUAUUUGGACUUCCACUAUUACCUUUAACAUCUGUUUACAAUGCUUUUGAAAAUAUUGCUUCAACAUUACUUCGAUGUAUAAACGG
This is a messenger RNA of Rotaria sp. Silwood2, 1608 nucleotides long. Lineage: Eukaryota; Metazoa; Rotifera; Eurotatoria; Philodinida; Philodinidae. The record is from the annotation of a GenBank genome assembly.